Medioppia subpectinata is the source of this 1279-nucleotide messenger RNA. The record is from the annotation of a GenBank genome assembly. Lineage: Eukaryota; Metazoa; Arthropoda; Arachnida; Sarcoptiformes; Oppiidae.
AUGGCGACCAAAAUACUGAGUUUUGCGACCAAAGCGUUGCGAAGACGGGAAGCGCUGGCCAUCCGUCUCGCCUCACACUCGGCGGCCGUACUCUCACGUCCGGCACAACUCACAGAACUCGGGAAUGGCAUCCGUGUGGCCACCGAAGACAUGGGCGGCGCCACCGCUGCCAUCGAUGUCUGCAUUGAAAGCGGCAUUGAGAUUAUGGGCCGAUUGGUAUCGGUUCCCGACUUCUCCAACAUCGAGAACGCACGCAAUCGUGUCUUCAGAGAGAUGGCGGCCACCGAUGCAGACAACGAGGCGGUAGUGAUGAACGGUUUGCACGCAAUGGCCUUUCAAAACACUUCACUCGCACUGCCAGUCAUCGGUCGCUCGGAGUCGUUGUCCCAAUUGACUCAAGAGGACUGUCAAAACUAUGUCAACACUCACUUCAAGGGACCCCGGAUUGUGGUCGCAGUGGCCGGUGAUGUGCAUCACGACGACGCCGUGAAGAGUGUGGACAAGAGUUUUAGCAAAAUAACGAGUCUUUACGACAAAUCAGAGAUUCCUAUUCUUCCGCGGACUCGAUAUACCGGUUCAGACAUCCGUAUUCGUGACGACGCCAUGCCUUUGGCUCACAUCGUUCUGGCAGUGGAGGGCGCGCCGCGAGAUUCAAACGAUGCCAUUGCUCUUAAUCUGGCCUCAGAGCUGUUCGGCUCGUGGGACAGGAGCCACGGCGGCGGCGGUGAUACUUCAUCCUAUUUGGGCAUCUGUUCCGCUGUUGACAACACAACACACGGUUUCCGGUCGUUCAACAUCUCGUACGCCGACACCGGACUCUUCGGCGCGUAUUUCGUUGUGGAGCGCAUGAAACAGGAGGACGUCUUAUGGCACACGACCUACGAAUGGAAGCGCUAUUGCAUGGAAAUCACCGACAAUGAGCUGAAUCGGGGCAAGAAUUCACUGGUGACCAAAAUCAUGCGCAACAACGAGACGCCGACCGCAGUGGCCAACAACACGAGCGCCGAAGUGCUCACAUUCGGCCGUCGCGUACCGUUGGGCGAGUGGCGCGACCGAGUGCUCGGUCUGAAGGCCGCCCGUAUGCGCGACAUCUGUACGGAACACAUUUGGGACAGAUGUCCGGUCGUGUCGUGUAUCGGACCCAUUGAACAGUUCGAAGACUACGAGGUGGUGAGAGGCAAAUUCAGCUGGGUUAGAUAUUAGACACCCAAUUAUAAGUUAUAAAAUAAAUUAGUUGUGAUUAUAAUUAUAAAAUAAAUUGUUUUAUUGAAAAUGAAAA